Messenger RNA from Oenanthe melanoleuca, 1307 nucleotides. Its product is annotated as beta-1,3-galactosyltransferase 2-like. The record is from RefSeq and is a predicted model, not a curated record. Gene Ontology annotation, molecular function: N-acetyl-beta-D-glucosaminide beta-(1,3)-galactosyltransferase activity. The transcript has 2 exons. NCBI's taxonomy places the organism in Eukaryota, Metazoa, Chordata, Aves, Passeriformes, Muscicapidae. Gene Ontology annotation, cellular component: membrane. Bases 114 to 1112 code for a protein of 332 amino acids.
CCGCACAUUUCUGAGCCCGCGGGCACGGCGGCCACAGAGCAGCGCGGGCGGGAACUGGGAGCACUGGGAAGGGCUGGGAGCUGUGCUGGAGUGAACUGGGAACUACUGUGCCCAUGAAGCUGCCCCCGCCGUGCCGCCUGCUGCUGCUGCCGCUGGCCGCGGCGCUGGCCCUGCUGGCCCUGCACUCCCAGCGCCCGCCGCCCCCUCCCGGCGCCACCCCCGCGGCCCCCAGCCCCGUUUCACACCGCGACGCCAACGCCACGCCGGCCCCGCGGCCCACGCGGCACCCGCUGCAGCCGCCGUACCCGCACCCGUACCGCUUCCUGCUCAACCACCCCGACAAGUGCCGGCGGCGGGCGCCGUUCCUGGUGCUGCUGGUGGUCACCUCUCCGGCCGACCUGGCCGCCCGCCAGGCCGUGCGCCGCACCUGGGGCGACGAGAGCGCCGUGCCGGGGCUGAGCGUGCUGCGCCUCUUCCUGCUGGGGCUGCACCCGCGCUUCGGCGCCGAGCUGCGCCCGGUGCUGCAGGAGGAGGACGAGCUGCACCAGGACCUCAUCCAGCAGGAUUUCCUCGACACCUACAACAACCUGACGCUCAAGACGCUGAUGGGGCUGGAGUGGGUGAGCCGCUUCUGCCCCAACGCCAGCUACGUGAUGAAGGCCGACCACGACGUCUUCCUCAACCUGGAGUUCCUGUGGCGGCUGCUGCGGCCGGUCAGGACGGAUUUCCUGACGGGCUACGUGUACCGGCACACGGGGCCGCUGCGGAACCGAGCCUACAAGUGGUUCGUGCCGCGGGACGUCUACCCCAACGACACGUACCCGCCGUACUGCGGCGGGCCGGCCUACGUGCUGUCGGCCGACCUGGCGCUGCGGGUGUUCGCCGUGGCGCAGCUGCUGCCCGUCAUCAACAUGGAGGACGCGUUCGUGGGCAUCUGCCUGCACGCCCUGGGCGUUGGCGUCACCGACCCGCCGCCCGGCGCCUUCAACAUGUACCGGCUGGACUACGACAAGUGCCGCUUCUCGCGGCUGGUGAUGGUGCACCACUACUGGCCGCAGGACCUGCUGCGCGUGUGGCCGCACUUUCGGAACGACUCCAUCAGGUGUCCUUAGGGGUGUUGUCCCCCUGUCACACUGACUGUCACCGCGGUGACGCCGCCGUCUGGGUGUUGCUGAGGACACGGUUCUGGUUCUGUCCCUCCCUGGGACGGUCCCGUCCCUCUGAGCCGCAGGAUUUGGAGCUGCUGCUCCGUCCGUUCGUCCCCUGAGGUGUGGGUGGGUUCUGGUGCGGGUGGGUUUGGUGUGAUU